GAGUGAACGGGGCGAAGACGCACGCGCGCUCAAAGCGAAAGUAAACAGCCACGCGUGUAUGCGGUGCGCAUUAUCGUGUUGUGUCACCCGUGUGGGAUAUCGCUAAAUUGGUUACAUUUAGCGGAGACGAAUCACUUGCAUAGUGUGUAGUGAAAAUAUAUUUAGAAAAAAAUGGACGGAUCAGUGGUUCACGUUGCAGUAAGUUCGCAAAGAAACGCAACGACAAACUUCACGCGAUCGUCCUAACACGAACCAAAUGCCAACGGCAGCUCACCUUUGCGGUGGCCUUCGUGAAGAUAAAGAAGUUAGAAAACGUCCCUAGAAGGCUAUGAUCAUACAGUGUGUUUGUGCACGCCUAGAAUCGCAGUUUCCACCAGUGCGCCCCGAUUGUGUCAGCCCGUACACGAAUAGUUUGUGAAAAGUGGUCGAACCACCACCACCAAGCGUUGGGUGGAAUAUAAAGCCUGCAAAACCUAUUUGUUGCGCCCUACUCCCCAUCCUCAGCAUUCGCGACCUGUGCUUGUGUUUAGAAGGAGAUCUCGUUUAGGCGGUUCGGUUUCGGAGUGGAGCACACAUUUUCGUUGCUGUCGGUGCUGUGAAUUUGGCGUGUACCUACCAGCAGCAGCAGCACGCGCUCGCCCUGGUGCUGUUUUGUUGUUUUACCGGUUUUCUGUGCUCAAGUGUGCCCACGACAACUUCUCGAGUUUAACGUCUCGGCUCCAAUUAUAACGGCCAAAACCGCGACCUCCGCGAGUGUGCGUCCGUUGUUACCACGGGCGACGGUGGCUUAUCUUCUCACAUUCUCCCUAUGGGGCAUGUCGUUUGGUAGUAGGGCCUUUGUGGAGCGUAAAGCGUGCAAGGCAGUAGGCGUUGUUAAAAAUUGUCAUCCAAGAGUUGGUGAAGGUGCGGUGUGAAAAAAAAACGGUGGAUAUUUGGAUCACUUUCAUUCGCUGAGGCGCAGUAGACGUUGCUUGGAGAGUGUAUUAAGGCACAAAACGAAGAAACAAUUCGCAGCACGAAUGAGGUACCACCGAUAGUUCUCAAACCCCCCACCAAUUGUCAACGCCAGCAUCGAACGCAAGAUGCAGUUCGAAUACAGAUUUCAGUUACUCUACACAUGUCUAGUCGUUGGACAGCUGGUUGCCAUAGGAUAUGGCGCCGAGACGGCAGGUAUCGCUGGAGGAGGAACACCAUCCAGCAACAAUCUCACGUCCGCUAGUCAACCUGCAGCGUCAGCACCGUACGCCUACCAAAGACCAUUGUCGGGGACUCCUCGCAUUUCUUCUAGUUUUAGCAGUAAUCCUACUACCACCACCACCACCAUUACACCUGACCCCAUCACCAUUAGCAGUAGCAAUCGAACAAAAGACGACAUGGCCCAGAAUGCGCAGGAUGCGUUCGGAACGGCCUGGACCGCACGGAAGUUUGUCAACAAACCGACGUACGAUCGGAAGACGGCGUAUGGUAAGCGCUUCGAAGGUGCGCUACAACCACGCACUCGCGAUCUGGGUGACUGGCGCUGUCCGAACGUUACCGAGGGUACUAAUCUAGAGUGUAGCUGCGACCUACCGCACACGCUGCGUUGUAGCGGGGAUCUGCACGGGCUGGAGGUGAUAGCGGACAGCUUACGGCGAUCCCCUUACGAAGUGUCACUGCUGGACUGUACGCUCAAAAACGUGACUAGCAUCAGUGAUGCAAACAUCUUUCAAAAUGUCUCCCUGCAGGGGCUAGUGAUCUCGUCCGGGGCGAUAAAGCGAGUACACCGGCAGGCGUUUGCCGGCAUUCGGACGCCACUGCAAGCGCUCGGGCUACCCAACAAUGCUCUCGAAAGUGUCCCGAUGCAGUCCCUCGGAGCGGUUGGGCAACUCGAUCGCUUGGACCUUUCGUUCAACAAGAUUAAAGCGCUCCAGAAUGGUGAUUUCUUGGCAGUACCCAAACUCUCCUACCUCGAGCUGAGCAGCAAUCAGAUCUCACUGAUCGCCCCAAAAAGCCUGGUGCCGCUGAAGAAUCUGCUCCACCUCAAACUAAACAGCAAUCAGCUGGGAGACUCACCCGAAAGCCUUAAAGCGCUCGCCUCUUGCUUCAGUCUCAAGGAGCUGCAUCUACAUUCGAACAGAAUACGAGGACCUUUGAACAACACUACGCUGCCACGGAUACGCGGGCUGGAGAUCCUGUACCUGGACAAAAACUCCAUCUCCAGCAUUCACAAUGGUGCGCUGGAGACAUACCCAUACCUUCAGAUGCUUUCGCUGCGCAGCAAUCAGAUCGAUGUACUGGAAGAUCAUGCGUUUUCGGGUCUAGCCUCGCUGCAGAUGCUUGAUCUGGGCCAUAAUGGCAUCGUUACCAUUUCGGAUGCAUCUCUCAAGCAUCUGCCGCGGCUUAUCAUUCUCGACCUUACGCACAACUUCCUGCGCGCACUGACGGCGGACGUUGUUGCUCCGCUGCCUGCCCUGAAGGAACUCCGGCUGGAUGGUAACGAUAUCUCACUGAUCGCUGAAGACGCAUUGGUCAACGCGACACAGCUGCACAGUCUCUCACUGGAAAGCAACCCACUUGUGUGUGAUUGUACGAUGAAACCAUUCCUCCACUGGCUGGCUGGUACUCGUCCUGCCUCGCAAGGUAUUCUCGGAGCAAUCUGUGCCACACCGCCGUAUCUGGAGGGGGCCGACCUACUGCAACUCGCACCGGACACGCUUACCUGUGGCGAGGGUGGAAACAAACAGCAGACCGAUCAUGAUACGUUCCAGACGAUUGAGGUAAUGCUGAAGCUAAAGAACAAUGCGUCGUAUGUGCGAGACGUUGGAUCGGAGGUCCGAUUGCGUGAGGUCAAUUUUACAGAUGAAAGUGACAUCUACUUGAGUUGGCUUCUGGGCACGGAUGAUUAUUCCUGUCGGUUUGUGUACGUCUUUCACACCGAUGAUCCUGAGACGAUACUGUACAACUCGGAAGUCUCAUGUAUAGUGAAACCGGAAGAACCUGUGACAGCAUUGGAAUAUACCUACAAUGCCAAGCUGCUAGGGGCGUACGAUUUGCAGAGUAAUGUUAGUUACAAAUUUUGCCUCAUCAUGAAGGAGGACAUCUCCAAGGACGAAUAUCUCGGCGUGUGUCAAGUGGCCACUCUGCCCCGGCCCCACAUCAACACAGUGAAGCGAAAGUCGAUAAAGAAGGAGCUGCAAAUCAGCACCCGUCAGACGAACGAGUCGGACAUUUCGGACUUUGAUCGCAUUUCCUCCGACUUCCGGCAUGACUCCGAUCGGGAUGAGCUACUCAAAGGCAACAGUGAAGAUGACGAAGAUGACACACCCGACCAAACCAACCAGGGAAGUGAUCGUAUCGAUCAUCGCGUGCCGGAUCCGCUCGACUACAGUGUCUACAACAGCGAGGCGGACGGUGACAGUGACGAUGACAACGAUGACAACGUGGACGAUGAAAGUGUUGGCGUACUGUCGAACCACAUUCGCGACGAUCCCGACUUUCGGCAGCUACAGCUGGCGGCCGAAGCGGAAGUCGCUCGGCUACCCUCCGUACACGGUGGACGCGUGCUGCUCGAGGGCCUCGGGACGAUCAUUAUCAUCACCAGUCUGGUAGCGUUCGUGUGGGGUCUGGUACGCUUUAAGGGUGAACAUCGGCAUCUACCAUCGAUGGCAAGCUGUUACGCGGUGGACGAGCGAAGGCGUAACCCACACCAGGAGGUGGAGAGUCGUAGUCGAUACUUUAAGCUGCAAGCAACGACCAGCCUGUGAGUGGGGCGUAGUACCGAGGUUGUUGUUUUUGAUCGAUUUUUUCGCGCACUGCGAACAAA
This is a messenger RNA of Anopheles merus, 3802 nucleotides long. RefSeq lists its product as uncharacterized. The transcript is spliced from 4 exons. The record is from RefSeq and is a predicted model, not a curated record. Gene Ontology annotation, molecular function: protein binding. Bases 1083 to 3743 code for a protein of 886 amino acids. NCBI's taxonomy places the organism in Eukaryota, Metazoa, Arthropoda, Insecta, Diptera, Culicidae.